This is a messenger RNA of Labrus mixtus (cuckoo wrasse), 3646 nucleotides long. Its product is annotated as pyrin-like. Bases 204 to 2576 code for a protein of 790 amino acids. Gene Ontology annotation, molecular function: protein binding. The transcript has 17 exons. NCBI's taxonomy places the organism in Eukaryota, Metazoa, Chordata, Actinopteri, Labriformes, Labridae. The record is from RefSeq and is a predicted model, not a curated record.
GUAAGAGUGCCAGUUUACUGUGUAAACCAUGCAGCGGGGUGUGGAUGGUGCAAGCCAAUGACAGAGAAGCCUCCUGAUUGUUUAAGCUGAAACGAAACUAAAACUCACAGCGCACGGAUAAAGAGACAAAUAGGAAAACGAGAGUCAGAUCACGGAGAGGAGCAUCGAGGUAACCGAGGACAAGAUAAUCAGAGACUUCAGACAUGAGCCUCCAGGUUUGCAGCUGUGGCUGGUCCAAAGUCACGAGCUAUCAGGGCCUGAGGAUUCACCAGGGGAAGAAAGGAUGCACGCCGAAGGGAAUGAGGAUCCCUGAGAACGAACAAUUCCGAUAUAACAGUCAUGUCCCCCAAAUGACUUUUGGAGGACCUCCAAUCAAAAUGCCAGAGCAUUUUGAGGACCUUUUUUCAACUUUUACCAAGUCUGAGGGUGAACAGAACAUGUGGAUAAAUGUUUGGGGAACUCAUCGAGGGGAAAGCAGACCAAACGCCAACAGAGAGAUAGCGCAGACGUCAGACCUAAGCCUCCAGUUUUGCAUCUGCGGCUGGUCCAAAUUUACAACCUAUCAGGGCCUGAGGACUCACCAGGGGAAGAAAGGAUGCACGCCCAACGGAGUGAGAAUCCAAGAGAGUGAACAGCUCAGAUUUAAUUGUGUUGUUCCUCAAUUAGCCUUACCGAGACCUCCAAUCAGAGAAGCUGAGCCCCUUUUCACCCCUUUGACCAAGCCUGGACCUCCAGUCAGAGAAGCUGAGCCUUUGGUGGAAGUUUUCCCCACUUUUACUUUGUCAGAGAGCAUGAAUAACAUUCAGUUAAAUCGACGGGAAGAAUCUCGUCAAAGAGAGAGCAGAUUGACUGCCAACGCUCCAGUCAAGCAUGAGAAUGUAUUUUCAAGCCUCUCCAACCCAACGAUUCCCGAAGCCAGAAUAACAGAAUUUCUGCAGAUGACCAAACCAUUCAUUAACAAUCAACAGCAAUCUCUGCAAACAGGCUUUAACUCAGACAAAAGCAAUGGAGUCCUUGAUGUCAACAGUGGUGCACAGCCUCUCUCCAUGUCACUGGCGCCACUGACCCUCGGCACGUCAAUGAACUUCGGUACGCCUCUGAACCCCGGCACGCCACUGAACUUCGGCAUGCCGCUGAACCUCGGCUCACCGAUGACUCUCGGCACGCCUCUGAACCCUGGCACGCCUCUGAACCCCGGCACGCCACUGAACCCCGGAACGCCUCUGAACCCCGGCACGCCACUGAACCCUGGCACGCCUCUGAACCCCGGCACGCCUCUGAACCCCGGCACGCAACUGAACCCCGGCACGCCUCUGAACCCCGGCACGCCAGCAAAGUCUGCAGCUGCAGAGGUCGUAUCGGAGGCGACAAACCAACAGUUGUUUCAAACUCCGCCACCGGCUUUUAAUACCACAAGCAGAGCUCGUCGAACCCUUGGUUUCCACACUGGUGCAGUGCAGCUGGAGCAGCAAAUUGGUUUUAAUACUCCAACAACUACAUCUCAGGAAAGAGCCGUCCGACCGAAAGACACAGAGAGACAGAGGAAUGAACGACAACUAGCAAAGGAAAGGCACGACGCGAUAAGGGCAGAUUUACAGCUGAAAAUUCAGACGAUAGAAAAAAAGAUGGCCGAAGUCAAAUUAUCUUCAAAGCAAUGCAAGGUCAGCUUGGAUACUGAAUGGCUGGAGAUAAACAAUGUGUUCUCGGAUGUGAUGAGAGACGUGAAGGAGGCUUGGGACAAAGCCCUGAAACCUCUGGAGGAGAGGAGACACAGAGUAAAGAGAGAAACACAAGUCUUUGUCGAGAAACUGGAAAAGGAAACGGACCAACUCAAAAAGGCCAUUGAGGAGCUGGAACAGAACCAAGACUUGCAGGUUUCUCCUCUCACACCGGAUGACUCUUGGAAAACUGUGACCGUCGACACAUCAUUCGCCUUCGGUACACUCAGAACUACCACUUCAAACAUGAUAAAAAACAUGCAGAAGAAACUAGAGCAACUCUCCUCUACUGAACUCAGGAGGACUUCCAAAUUUGCAGUGGAUGUGAAGCUGGACCCGGCCACUGCUCAUCCAUUCCUUGAGCUUUCCCACGAUGGGAAGAAAGUGACAGAGGGAGGAAAGGAUCAGAGAGUUCCUUACUCUCCAGAGAGGUUUGACAUGUUCGGCAGCGUCCUGGGUCUCAACAGGUUCCCCUCUGGGAAGUCCUACUGGGAGGUGGAGGUCAGAAACAAGACCGGUUGGGAUCUGGGUGUAGCAAGAGGGGACGCAAACCGCAAGGGUAAACUAUCGCUGACCCCCGAUAAUGGUUACUGGGUUACUGUGCAUUAUGAAAAUGAGAAGUACGCAGCAAUAGCAACUCCCCCGGCCAGCCUCGCCCUUACCGAGAAACCUCAGAAGGUGGGAGUGUUUGUGGAUUACGAGGAGGGUCUUGUGUCCUUUUACAAUGUGAUGGCGAAAUCUCACAUCUACUCAUUUACUGGGUGUUUGUUCAACGGUGAGAUUGUGCCUUAUUUUAGCCCACAUCUUAAAGAAAACGGGAAAAACUCUGCUCCUCUCAUUAUCUCAGCUGUGAAUUAGUCGGAGAGUACGUCUAGUAAGCGCGUGUUCUUCACCUGGUACGAAAUGCACGGAGACUGAGAACGGCUCUGCUUGGGGCCGAUAUCGUUACUGAUAUUCGAGGGGGAAAAUUCCGAUACUGAAAUACCGACCGAUAUCUUUCUAGAUCUAUCUUAGAUUUUUAAAGAUUUAUUGAUAUGGAUAAACACUUAUUGUGUUGAUCCUAUUGUGUCCUAUUUCUCAAUUAAAGGCACAAAAGCCCAAAAAUAAAUCUUUAAAAAAAAUAAAAAUAAAAACAGUGUACUGAAACACUAAUUUAGAAAUUUUGAAUUAAACAAUUGUAAAAAAUAAACUAUGCAAAAAUAAAUGGUCAACUUGAAUAGAAUAAACCUCGUCACAUCAGAGACAAAAUUAGCCGAUAGUCUCUUGAUAUGCUGAUAUAUCGGCCGAUAUUAUCAACCUGCCGAUAUUAUCGGCCAGCCGAUUUAUCGGUCAGGCUCUAUUUUCUAGUCCCCUAAAACGUUACCUUGAACUACUGAAAUCGAAAGCCAGUUUUUCUUCGAAUAUAUUACAUUAUUAUCUGGAGAAAUCCCUCCUUCUUUCUCAAACGUGUAUAUUCACAUUUAAUCAGCGUAAGGCAAGACGUGUUUAUAAUUAGAGAUUGAUUUAGAGAUAAAAGCACAGUCAUAUACAACCUCCAAAGAAAUGUAUAAACAUGGAUUUAGCGUCGGAUUUUACAGUGGCAUUAUAAUUCCUGAAAUCGCUUUAUUUACGUUUCAUAAAAGUUUGUCCAUCCUGGUCAUCUGUGGUGUUCUUUCUAAGCUGUCCUUGUUUACACGGUGUAUUUUUAAAUUAUUUCAUUCCUGAUCAUACAUUGGUGAAGAUAUUUUAAUUCUUAUUUUAGUUUGAUGUUGUAUAUAUUUUACAUGUGUGAGGUUGCUGACAUGAUGCUGAAAUGUAUCAAAUAACCAAAAAGAAGUGGAUUUUAUUGUACUUUACUGUAAGUGGAUUAACCAAUCUACAAAUCAUUUGAAAUGGGUCUCUCUGUUGGUUUUUGUAUAUUUGACUAUUAAAUAUAUUUCUACAACAUU